Rosa chinensis is the source of this 879-nucleotide messenger RNA. RefSeq lists its product as uncharacterized. The record is from RefSeq and is a predicted model, not a curated record. NCBI's taxonomy places the organism in Eukaryota, Viridiplantae, Streptophyta, Magnoliopsida, Rosales, Rosaceae. The transcript is spliced from 3 exons. The coding region runs from base 58 to 630 and encodes 190 amino acids.
UCUUCUUCUUUCUUAUCUGCGCCUCUCUUUCUUCAUCUUCUUCGGUUUCAGAGCUCCAUGGGGAACUGUCAGGCCAUUGAUGCUGCUGCUCUGGUGAUACAGCACCCGAGUGGGAAGAUAGAGAGGCUGUACUGGCCUAUAAGCGCCAGCGAGGUCAUGAGGUUGAACCCUGGUCAUUACGUUUCUCUGAUUAUCCCAUUGCCGGCUUCGGCUUCGGAUUCGGGUUCUGAUCAUCAUCACCAGGAGGAGGAGAUUCAGGAGCAGAAGAGUAGUGCUGGUGGUGCGGUGCGUUUCACAAGGGUGAAGCUUCUUCGACCUAAUGAGACUCUUGCUCUUGGUCAUGCCUAUCGUCUGGUCACUACUCAAGAGGUUAUGAAGGUGUUGAGGGCAAAGAAGUAUGCGAAGACGAAGAAGCAGCAGGUGGAAUCACUAAUUGAGAGAUCAUCAGAGACGGCAGUGCCCGAGAAACAGAGUUCGAGUUGUGAGGCAGAGGACAAGGAAAAUAUCAACCAUGCUACAAAUCAUGAAAGGCGCCGACCCAGGACGGCAUCAGGGAAUGCUGCUGGUGCUGCAAUGAGGUCGAAAUCUUGGCGGCCCUCGUUGCAGAGCAUUUCUGAAGCUGCAAGCUGAAGAUCAAAGUGAUGCAAAACUCGAAUAUGGAAAAUACAGAGCAGCUGAUGAGAGAUUACUCCUGGAGUGUGGAAUAUUAGAUUCACCCAAAGUUCAUGGAUUUGGGUACCAAAGCUUUCUAAUCCAAUGUCAACCACAGACCAUAAACCAUUCAACCCAUGUUCCAAAGCAAUAAGAAAAUUUGUAUAGAGCAACACACACAAAUCACCGAAUCUGAUAUUGUAUUAGAAGUGAAGUUUCCGUGAUAGA